Trichomonas vaginalis G3 is the source of this 357-nucleotide messenger RNA. RefSeq lists its product as uncharacterized. NCBI's taxonomy places the organism in Eukaryota, Parabasalia, Trichomonadida, Trichomonadidae. Bases 1 to 357 code for a protein of 118 amino acids. The transcript has a single exon. The record is from RefSeq and is a predicted model, not a curated record.
AUGUCCGACGUCCCACCAACCGAGUCCAUUCCCAAACCAGAAGAACCGAAAGAACCACAACAGUCUCCUCAGCAACCUCAGUUCCAGCAAGUACCUCCACCAAAUUACUACCAAUUUCCACCUCAAGGUUACUACCUACCACAAGGCUUCCCGAACUACCCUCCUCAGCCUAUGCCUUACUUCCCCAACCCUUGGUUGUUCCAGCAAGCUCUACCCCAGCAAUUCCAAUUCCAAUCUCAAUCCAAAUCGAAGAGAGACCAAGACUUCGAAGAAGGUCUGAACCGUUUACGCAAAGAGUAUGCUACAGCUCCAAUUGAGAGAAAGUUGUUCCCGGACCAAAAAAUAUAUUUUAGGUGA